CAGGUCACACGGGUCUGCGGAUCCAAAAGUCACAAUGUGAACUCUUUUUUGGACCGGCGAUGUGCGAUGUACCGAUGAGGCUUCUCUCUCUCUCUCUCGUGCUUCACGGAAGAUACGAGAUUCACGCACUCAUUGUGACGACAGACUUGAUAACAUGGGAAUAUUCUACGUAAGAUAUAUAAGUCCGACAGGAGUGCGGAUCGAAGCCCUAUACAUACAAUGUCACUACCAACCCCCCAAGGUGUCACAUCAUUGACAUUUAAGCCUCCUCCACUAGACGGGUCGUUAACAUUCCCAGAACUAUUCGACUACAAUGCUACUCACAGUCCCAAACAUCCUUUAUUUCGUUACGACGAUCUUGAUAAUGGUGGAUUUCGUACUAUCCUUUGGGAGGAAGGAGUUGCCGCCUUCCACACCGCUGGCCAUUAUUUCAAGAAGUAUAUUCAUGGCGAUGCUCCCAUCACCGUUGGUAUCUUAGCCAAUACCAAUUCAAUCACAUACUUCGCUGUAUUGGCGGGCUUGAUGCGUCUCGGGUUCAUUCCUUUCCCCAUCUCAAUCCGUAACUCAGUCGUUGCUAUUGUCCAUCUCAUGAAAUCCUCGGGCGCCAGUCAUCUGAUUAUCAGCCAGGAUGUAUCCUUACGAAAUACGGCAAAUAUGGUCGGCCGGCAGUUCUGGGAAGCUGACAUCAACGAUAAGAUCACCAUCAUACCAUUACCACAUUUCAGCGACCUUUUUUCUGUGAAACCUGGGGAAUACGAUCCGCUUCCUCCUGUUCGCCCUGCCUGGUCACAAACGGCGCUGAUCAUACAUUCUUCAGGAUCGACUCGUUUUCCUAGUCCCAUUCAUACCACCCACAAGAAUGCAUUGCGGAAUGCCUCGAGACCAUACUAUGGAGAAAUGGACGUGUGCGGGGAAGUGUUUGGAGUACAGGCAAUGCCGAUGUACCACGCGAUGGGCUUUCUUUCGGUCUCCCUUUCGACCGCAACUGGUGCUAUUAUCGUAUCCUUUCCGCCGAUAUAUCCGCCUUUGAUUCCCACCGCUGAACGUUUUCUAUCGAGCAUAAUCGACACUAAGACGACUUUAGUUGUCACUGUGCCCUCAUUCUUGGUGGAGUGGGCUCGUGAUCCCAAGGCCAUCGAGGCUCUGAAAUCCACAACUGCAGUGAUGUACGGUGGCGGACCUCUCGAGAAGGAUGCUGGUGACAUCCUUGUCGCCAAUGGUAUCUUAGUUAUAUCCAUCUAUGGACUCACCGAGAGCGGAGUCUCCAUGGUCUUCCCCAGGAGUAUUCCGGCGGAAGGAUGGGGGUGGAUGAAGGUAGGGAGCUAUGUCGACGCUGUUUUUAUGCCGACAGAUGAGAAGGACAUUUAUCGUCUCUACGUCAAAGAAAGUCUCCAUCACUCGCCUGCAGUCUUAGACGCCGAAAUCGAUGGAGUCAGGGCUCUUGACACGAAGGACUUAGUGCAAUUGCAUUCUUCAAAUCGGGAACUGUUCAAGGUUUAUGGACGGGCUGAUGACCAAAUCAUGCACAGCACAGGGGAGAAGACAAACCCUGUCCCAAUUGAGGCUGGUUUAACCACAGACAAGCGUAUAACAGCAGCCUUGAUGUUCGGUCGGUCUAAAUUUCAACCAGGCGUCCUCAUCCUACCGGCGCCGGAGGAAGUAUUUGACCCAAGUGACACUACCCGACUUGCAAAAUAUCGAGCCAGCAUAUGUAAUACUGUCACGAAAGUUAAUGAGCAAGCACCGCAGCACUCUCGGAUUUACAAGGAGAUGAUUCUCGUCGCAAAACCGUCGAAGCCUUUCGAAUUCACUGCAAAAGGAACCCUGCAACGGAAGGCUAUCUUGAAAGCAUACGAGCAAGAAAUAGAAGAUCUGUACAAGGCCAUCGACGACGUAUCACAAGCGGACGUUGUUAUACCGCAGCUAUGGACUCUUAAGAACGUCAUGACUAUGAUGAGGAACAUUGUCACAGCUAUCUUGGAGCAAAAAAUAGGCGACUCAGACGAUAUAUUUGUCGCUGGAGGUGAUAGCCUUACAGCGAUGUCUAUCCGAAACUCACUUCUUCGUGCGCUUCGCAAGUCAAAAGUAGUCCCUGUGGUCGUCAUCAGAGCUCUUCCACCGAACUUCGUCUUUGAUCUUCCUUCUAUCGCUGUUAUGAGUGCUUUCAUCCACGGAAUCGUACUGGGUGCACCUGCUUCACCUGCAGCUGAAGUAUCUACCAGAAGCGGCGAGGUCGAUGAAGCUGCGCAUCGUGAAGUCGAUCCUUCCCCUGAUCGGAGUCAAAACGUUGUCAAAUUACGAGACGGUGCUGGCGAACCACCCUUGAUUGUCAUCCAUGGUGCUGGAGGAGUAUACUUUGAGUAUGCAUCUUAUGCCGAUAAGUUCAGGACUGCAGUUUGGACUUUGACCAUUACACCCGAAACCCCCCUGAAUUCGCUACCCGAGCUGGCGUCUUUCUAUUUUGCGAAGAUCAAAGCGGAAAGGCCUCAUGGCCCCUACCGCUUUGCAUCCUACUCUUCAUCCAGCCUCCUGCUUGUCGUCCUUCUGAAAAUCUUUGAGGACAAUGGGGACGAGGUUGCUCAAGCUGUCAUGCUCGAUCACUUUCCAGCAAUGUUCGUGCACUCAGCCAACAGGUUUGGGAAUCCUGACCCAAGGGUUCCGGAGAAUAUUCGGAACAUGCUCGACAUGGGCAUGAGUGCCAUCGAAGGACUGAUGGACCGGGACUCUAACCGCGACACACUUCAGCGGGCGAAGAACCUUCUUUUGGAUGGCUGGAAGGGCGUUUACGCUAACGAUAUCAUACGGAACGCUAUCCGCAAUAUUAAAGGAUUUCUUACUGCUAACUCCGAGUUUGUAUACGAUUUGGCCACGGACGAGACGGGCUUGUCUUCCAUUGAAUUGAUGGCGCAGUGGAUGAGGACCGUAAAAGUGCCGAUAACGGUGGUUGUCGCGCCUGAAGGAGCAUUGGGGGCCGUUCCCGAAGAAGAUAGAACAUCCUGGACCGAUCUGGGCACAAAGCGAUGCCUCCCUGGUGCACGAGUCGUUUUCGUUAAGGGAGGUCAUUACGAGUUCCUGACAAACGAAGUUGUCCUACAGCUAUUGCAAGAAGGCUACUAAACAUUUUCUUGAACAUUUCCAGUCAGCGUGCAU
Molecule: messenger RNA, 3150 nt
Organism: Desarmillaria tabescens
Lineage: Eukaryota; Fungi; Basidiomycota; Agaricomycetes; Agaricales; Physalacriaceae
Product: NRPS-like enzyme
Exons: 20
Coding region: 220-3117 (965 amino acids)
Biological process (GO): biosynthetic process
Source: RefSeq, a predicted model, not a curated record